UUCCCGUGCUGCUCGCACCACGACAUUGACUGGGUGGCCGAGUGAGGAAGAGAGUCGAGCGGAUGCAACAACUGGAACAAUAGCAUCACAUGGACGCGCUGUUGGCCUGACUUGCAACACCAAUGCCAACUCGUUCCUGACCGCCGGCGCUGUCGUUUUCGGAUUUCAGUUCGUUGGUCGACGAACAACCGACAUGGAGCACAAUCACAUGCCAACCGACGAGCGCCCGCCGCAGAUUUCACCAACGCAGCCCGGAGCAGGUGCAGCGCUGCCCGCUCCUUCAAUGCAGCAAUCCACCGACGCGGACAAUGCAGCUGCGGAUGCUUUGGGAUCGGACCGGAACCCGUUCUCACCGGACCAUCGCCCUGCAGUAAAUUCGACACCCUCCUUACAACUCCCACCCCUCUCGGUCUCAUUCCCAAGCGACUCGACAACCGAACUGGCGCCCAUACAAUCGUCGCGAGACUCGACUUCCCUGCCUUCCACUCAGACUUUGCCGCCAUUGUCAUCUGUGACCGGCGCCCAAAGCCAUGCUCCUCUCCCUAAACCUCCCGAGCCGUCGCGUCCUGCCCCCUUCACCGGGCCGACAAAUCCCUGGCCCAGCCUCAACCCGUUUACGACAUACUACAAACCUAGCUACCUUGAGUCGGCCGAGUCGCCGCCGAGCAUGACGUCGGAGCCUGGGCCCAGCCGGAGCGUGAGCUUGGAUGAUCCGGACGUGAGGAUUGCCGCCGAGGCACUGGGGCAGAUGAAGACAGAAUGCGCCUCCUCCCCCCGCAACCGAGGGUCGACUCCCAACACCCGCGCAUCAUCCAGAGACUACAAGACAGCGAGUCCUCCGCCGCGGAACCACACCGGCAGAAGAGCAGAGCCCCUCCUGUCACUUAUAACGACAACGUAUCCGCUUUUGGGCUCCACCAUUGAAAACGCCGCUUCUGCUUAUAACACCGGUAAGAACUAUUCGCCGCAUCUCAAAACUGGUGCCGAAUACGUCGAGAACCUCGUCAAGCCAGCAGUCGAAACCGUGGGCCGCAAGACGGGGGUUGAAGGGGGUAUGAGGUGGCUAUUUUCGAUGCGAGGCAGAAAACAGCGUCCGUCAACAGACAUCGAGACCGACGAGCGGGGCAACGGCAAACGCCGCAGGUCGGACCGGAAUUCCAAAGGCGAGGAGACGCCACACACGUCGCCGCAUGACAUACACACCGAUAGUGUGGACCGGCGCAUGUCUAUCAGCACCGUCGACACGCUGCCGGCCUAUGACGACCAAAGAUCGCCAGCAUAUUCCGAAGUUGUCGAGAACCCGCCGCCAUCGGGUCCGGGCGCUGCCGUCACGGGACAGCAAUGGGGCCAGCGGUUCGUCGUAACCACUUCCGGACUCGGUAUUGCCAUGAAGAAGGAGAGCAUCAAGAGCCUGAAGUACUGUCUUAAGGUGGUUAGGGACACGAACAGCUACCUCAGCGAUAUUCUCGUCAAGCUCAAGAGCGUCAUUGAAGAAUACGACCUCGCAUCGCAAACGGACGUGGAUGACCACAGCAUGACAGACGGCGACCCUCCCGCUCCGCACACGGCCGAGCAACGCAGCAAGCUGAUCCAGCGCAUGUCUGAGCUUCGCGAAGAUCUCUUCCGCGUCAUCCAGCGUACCGUGCAGACAGUCUCCAAGUACGCCGGCGGCGCUCUUCCCGAGAACGCAAGGAACCUGGUGCACAGCCAGCUCAUGAGUCUGCCUGGGCGCUAUCAGAUUCAUUACGUGCGGGAAACCGAGGGGCGGCGGAAUCGAGAGAACAGCAGCCCGGACGCGUGGACGCGGGAUAGCGCCCAUUUGGCCCUGCUCUUUGCGAAGGAGGCACUGCAGAUGAUGACCCAGGUCGGCGAGGUUCUAAACAGAACCCUCGUGAGUGCGGAGGAGUGGUGUGACACACUGUACGGAAAGAAGGGGCAACCUAUUCCGUCGCUCGGUACUGACCAGUCCUCACCGGCCGCGCCGGUUCCUACCAUCGACCAAGAUGUUCAGAUGUCUGGUUAAGCGUCAUGGAUUUAUUGGCGUUUGGGAGGUUGGAGUUCCGGGAUAGCAGCGCGGGGUUAGAGGAAGGAAAGAAAGAGUAAGAUAUACGAAGGAUUUGGCGGUUUGUUGCGCAGAGAUCAAUCACGGUCACAGUUCCUUAUU
Messenger RNA from Thermothelomyces thermophilus ATCC 42464, 2164 nucleotides. RefSeq lists its product as uncharacterized. NCBI's taxonomy places the organism in Eukaryota, Fungi, Ascomycota, Sordariomycetes, Sordariales, Chaetomiaceae. The record is from RefSeq and is a predicted model, not a curated record. The coding region runs from base 194 to 2023 and encodes 609 amino acids. Gene Ontology annotation, biological process: regulation of transcription by RNA polymerase II; endoplasmic reticulum unfolded protein response; phospholipid biosynthetic process. The transcript is spliced from 2 exons. Gene Ontology annotation, molecular function: transcription corepressor activity. Gene Ontology annotation, cellular component: nucleus; endoplasmic reticulum.